This is a messenger RNA of Rattus norvegicus (Norway rat), 3179 nucleotides long. RefSeq names its product dual specificity phosphatase 14 (gene Dusp14). Lineage: Eukaryota; Metazoa; Chordata; Mammalia; Rodentia; Muridae. The record is from RefSeq and is a predicted model, not a curated record. Gene Ontology annotation, molecular function: MAP kinase tyrosine/serine/threonine phosphatase activity; protein serine/threonine phosphatase activity; hydrolase activity.
UGCGCAGUGGCCAGAAGAGGUUUGUGAGCUGUCUUGUGGGUGCUGGGACUGCACCCCACUCCCCUGCGAGCUCUUAACUGCUGAACUGCUUGUCUGGUGUCUAUGGUAGUGGUGUUUUACUUUUAUUUGCUGGGUGAGGCACACCACAGCUUGUGUCGGAGGUCUGCCCUCCCCCAUGUGGGCUCUGGGGAUGGAGCUCAGGUCCUCAGGCCCAGUGGAAAGCAUCUUUGCCCGCUAAACCAUCUUUCCAGCCCCAGAAAGUGGUUUUACUUUUGCUGGGAUGGAUGAGGGAAGUCGCAUCCCAGGCAAACACUCCAGCAUAGAAGUAAACCCCAGCCCUCAUCUUCCUUUUAAACUAUUUUAUUCUAUUCUUUUUAUUGGUUUGCUGUGAGGACAAGGACUCAUCGAGUAGCCCAGGCUGUACUGAAUUUAUGAUAUUCUGCCCUAGCUUCCCUCCUGGUGCCUGUGUUAUGGAUUUGCCUCAUCGUACCCAGCUUUCUAAACUGUCUGAAAGUCUUAAACCUACCUGUCAUGUAACCAUCUUUACUCCUUGGUGGUUAAUUAAGGGGGGGCAUUUUCUCACACAAAAUCUGCCUCUGAUUGGUAAUGGCUUUACUCACAACAGCAAACUUCCAGGGCCCAGGCUGUACAAAGUUUGAACAAUCCAGUAUCUCUCAGUAGGUGAGCGGAUAUCACAUGCUGUAUAUGUACUGUUCAGUAAUAAAAACGGAGUUAUGCCCUGGAUCAUUAAUCUUGUUGCUGUGAUCAAAGAAGCCAGAUAUCCCCAGAUUUGCAGAACUCUUGCAGAUAGCUUCAAAGCUAAGUAUGGGGACACACGUGUGUAAUUCCAGCACUCAGGAGCCUAUGGCAGGAGGACUGAGUUUGAGGUCAGCCUAGGCUACAUAGGUAGUUCAAGGCUAACACCUCAAGAAAUAAAAGGUGUGGGGGGGUGUUAUAAAGGAAUGUGAUACUGAGUGGGAGGCCUAGGCAUCUUAUUUUGAGGUCCUGUGUCUGGUGUGUUUAUAUCAAAACUAUGACACUGGGUAGUUAUGUCAGUUUACAUGUUAUUUACAUGCAAGCACAGCUGUAACCAAAUGUGUAGGUGAUGCUCAUCUGGGUGACUGGGGAUCUUUGUGGAAGGGAAGCCCUUUCAGGAGAUCAUAUUGGUGUCUGUCAGGCUACAUAAUAAUGGACAAAGGCUAAAACAGGGAAGAGAAUGAACUUUGGGCUUGCUCUCAAUAGCAUCGCCUGGUGUCGUUGCUGGUCCUAUGCUGUCCCAUGCUCCUAACCCCACACCAUGGGGUUAAGCUCAUCUACCCCAGGUCAUAGCUCAUCACAUCCCUGCUGUCUCUUGCUUUUCUGUUCUUCCUGCAGUGACUCAGGCCCAGUUCCUUGUACUCCUGGGGGGCAGCAGGAGCCAAGAGGAGGCUGUGGCCCCAUCUCACAGGCCUCUGCUGUGCCUCCAAUGUGUCAUGUAGUGUGGUCCUUGAGUUCCCUUUGUCUUUGUCAUUGCCAAAGCUGUACCUAGUGCUUGCAGACUACGGGCUUACGUCUCUGAGACCCAGUUGCUAUCUUCUACUGGCACAUUCUUAGGUCACUGGAAAUGUUCUGAAGAGUCACCCCAAAUUUGAUUUAGCAACAAGAACCCAGGAAUGGCAUGGGGUUUCCUGACUGGCUACCUCCUUGCCUCUUUGUCUUCCUGCAGAUCUGAUUUGUAUUCACUGUAACUAGCACUGUUCCCAAGACCCUCUGGAUCCAGACUAAGGGCAUCCUUAGCACUCGAGUAGCCAUUGUAUUCCCUAUGGCUGAGCACUCUGGUUUCCUGUGACAUCAGAGAGGUGCUGUGUACACAAGUGCCAGGACAUACAAACUACGAAACAAGUUGGCAGUAAGAGAUGGGAAGGAGGCUGCAGCCUUGGAUUCCUUGGUGGAGGACGGACUCCACUGCUCUCUGGCCUUGCCCCCUGAUGAUGAUAGUGUGACCACUGGCAUCUUCAUGAGCUCCAGAGGUCACAGCACGCUCCCACGGACUCUCAUGGCUCCUCGGAUGAUUUCCGAGGGAGACAUAGGAGGCAUUGCUCAGAUCACCUCCUCUCUCUUCUUGGGCAGAGCCAGUGUGGCCUCCAACCGGCACCUCCUCCAGGCCCGGGGCAUCACCUGCGUCGUCAAUGCGACCAUCGAGAUCCCCAACUUCAACUGGCCCCAGUUUGAGUAUGUUAAAGUGCCUCUGGCUGACAUCCCUCAUGCCCCCAUUAGACUGUACUUUGACACUGUGGCUGACAAGAUCCACAGUGUAAGCAAGAAGCAUGGGGCUACCUUGGUGCACUGUGCUGCGGGCGUGAGCCGCUCGGCCACCCUCUGCAUUGCCUACCUGAUGAAGUUCCACAAUUUGUGCCUGUUGGAGGCAUACAACUGGGUGAAAGCCCGGAGGCCUGUCAUCAGGCCCAACCUGGGCUUCUGGAGGCAGCUGAUAGACUAUGAGAGCCAGCUCUUUGGGAAGUCUUCAGUUAAGAUGGUACAGACACCCUAUGGCAUCAUUCCAGACGUUUAUGAGAAGGAGUCCCGACACCUGAUGCCUUAUUGGGGGAUUUAGUGUUGCCACAGCUGGCAUCCACAGCCCCUGAGCAGUACCAGCAUCUGCCACACACCAUCUGUUCCCCUCUUCCUCUCUCUGGUUCUCCCGAGAGUGUUUCUACACUGGGUGUUCGGGUUUAAGAGAUGCGGAGGGGAAAUGCAUACGUUGCUAGUGACGUUUUUUUAAAACUAGCAUUUUGAAAUAGUGAACAUGGAAAUCUUUAACUGGCCUUUACUCGUUUGUAACAACUGGAACAGUGUAGGACACUGUUCUUGCUUUCACUCUGGCUCCUGCCUUUUUGGGGCCUUAGCCGGUGCAGGGGGAGCUCACUGCAAACAUCGGUUUUGGCCCUGAUUAACCCUCUGGAGACCAGCUUUGCUGAGGACUGCAGGCUGGACAGACGUUUAGGGAAGAUCAAGGCCAGCUCAGUCCCUGCAGGAUUAGCCUGGUCCUUUUCCUCUGUUAUUUGAUUCUAUAAGUUAAGUUCACCAUUGUUGUUUAGUUGAUUAAGUGGUUAUGAUAAAAUCUGUUGCAAAGACCCUCUUGAAAUCAGUGUGCCCUGGGAUCACAUUAGCAUUAUUUUUAAUAAACUUGCUUCACAUAA